Messenger RNA from Ziziphus jujuba (common jujube), 1613 nucleotides. RefSeq names its product loganic acid O-methyltransferase-like. Bases 70 to 1161 code for a protein of 363 amino acids. The record is from RefSeq and is a predicted model, not a curated record. Gene Ontology annotation, molecular function: S-adenosylmethionine-dependent methyltransferase activity. The transcript is spliced from 3 exons. Gene Ontology annotation, biological process: methylation. NCBI's taxonomy places the organism in Eukaryota, Viridiplantae, Streptophyta, Magnoliopsida, Rosales, Rhamnaceae.
AUCGAUUUACUGAACCAUCGUUUAGAAAUAUACCUACACACCACUUAGAGAGAAAUAGAAGACAGAGAGAUGGCAUUGGCAGCAGAGGAAACAGGGAUUCUGCAAGAAGCUUAUCCAACGAAAGCUAGGGAUGGUCUCUCCAAUUAUGCCAACAGCUCCACACAUGAGAGAAAAGCUACCGUUUUUGCCAAAGAAUUGAUAAAGACAGCAAUUGCAGAAAAGCUUGACAAAGAAAUCUUACUUUCUUCCAAAACUUUCUGCAUUGCAGAUUUGGGUUGCUCUGUCGGACCCAAUACAGUUUUGGCAGUACAAAAUAUAUUCGAAGCAGUCGAGUCCAAGUGCCAGUACUAUCUCCACGAAUUGAAUUCCCAAAUCCCAGACUUUCAAGUUUUCUUUAACGAUUAUACCUCAAAUGAUUUCAACCUACUUUUUACAUCCCUCCCUAAUGACCGGCGAUAUUAUGCAGCAGGUGUUCCAGGAUCUUUCUACGGUCCCUUGUUUCCUGAGAAUUCUCUUCACUUUGUUCAUUCUUCUUAUGCCAUCCAGUGGCUAUCUGGAGUACCAAAAGAGGUGAUGAACAAGAACUCCCCUGCUUGGAAUAAAGGCAAGAUUCACUACUCGAAAUCGGGUGACGAAGUAGUUUUGGCUUAUAAAGCUCAGUGUGAUAAGGACAUGGAGCAAUUUCUGCAAGCCAGGGCAAAAGAGAUUGUGUGUGGAGGAUUGAUGGUACUAAUUUUUCCUGGAGUCCCCAAUGGAACUCAUCAUUCUCAAAGCCUGCCAAAUAUGAUUUUGGAGCUUCUUGGAUCUUGCCUCAUGGACUUGGCAAGGAAGGGAAUAAUUAGUGAGGAGAAAGUAGACUACUUUAAUAUGCCAACAUAUCUGAUGUCUCCCAAAGAACUAGAAGCUGCUGUUGAAAGAAAUGGUUGUUUUACCAUAGAGGGAAUGGAAGGUCUGCCUCUUCCUCUACCAAGUGACUCUUCCGCUGUUGCAUCUCAUCUGAGAGCUGCCGUGGAAGGGAUGAUCAAGCUGCAUUUUGGUGAAAAGAUUUUGGAUGAGCUCUUUGACUGCUACAGGAAAAAAAUUGAUGAGAAUUUUUCCAUUUUAAAGUCAGGAAAUCUAGUCAACUUCUUUUUCCUUCUUAAACGCAGAGCAGCAAACUAGGUACUAGCUAUAAAUUGCCUUCUUGCUGCUUUGUCCUUCUAUUAUUUGUGUUAAUGCAACUAUGGUUUGAUUAGAGGAAUACAAAAAAGUACCAUGAUUUGUAAUAUGGGAAAAAGAAGCAAAAGUGGAGGUAAAGUCGGCGAAUGAUACUAUUUACAAGUUGGUUUCUUUUAGGGGAGUUGGUAAGUAAUUCUAAAGAAUCUAAAGAAGCUAUUUGUCUUAUUCAUGGUUCUGAAACUUUCUUGGGGAAGGACUGCCAUUUAGUGGAGGACAUUUAAAUGCUGUUAGCUUCUCAUAUCAUUUUCUUUUUCUUUUGCUCCAAGAGAAGCAAACAAAGCUACUCAUUUUUAGCUCGCCAUUCUUUAUCUCUAUCUUAUUUAGAAUCUUGGAUGGAGGAUGGACCAGAUUGGUUGAAUCCUACUCUUGAAGACGAAAUGUAUACUGUUUCUAUU